Molecule: messenger RNA, 1564 nt
Organism: Mycena citricolor
Lineage: Eukaryota; Fungi; Basidiomycota; Agaricomycetes; Agaricales; Mycenaceae
Source: the annotation of a GenBank genome assembly
GAUCUACCUCACGUGAUGAUCUUCCGGAAGUCUCCUGCGAGGCCAUCAUCCGAUCAAGAAAUAGAUGAUACAGCGAAUCAGCUCAGAAUCUCGAAGAUUGUGGACCAGAUAGACGGUCUCCAUUCGCACUUCCUAAUUGAUCCCGCAAAGGUCCGUCGUCAGGCAUCGGUGUCGGCACCGCGAUCACAUGGGGAUCCGCGGUCGCGUGGGUAAGCAGUAGGUCCAGUAGUUCAAAUAUAAGACGAGCAUCCUCGGCGACCAGGGCGCUGCUCCGCUCCUGGUCAUGGCCUCCCGUCUCGCGGCCGCGCUGCUCCCCUUCGGUGUCCUCCUCCUCGCUGCGAACGCGAACCCGCUGGCGCCGCGCCAGUCCGCGGACGCGAACAUCACGGCACUGACCGACGCCGAGAUCGACUUGUUCACGCCGUACUCGUACUACGCGGCCGCGGCGUACUGCCCGCCGAACACGACCCUCGCGUGGAACUGCAGCACGAACUGCGACGCGAAUCCGGGCUUCAAGCCGAUUGCGUCUGGCGGCGACGGCGGCGCGACGCAGUUCUGGUACGUCGGAUACGACGCAGCGCUGCAGACGGUCGUGGUCGCGCACCAAGGCACAAGCAACAACAUUCUCUCCAUCCUGACCGAUGCCACAUUCGCCCUCGGGCCGCUCAACGCCACGCUCUUCCCGAACAUCCCCGCCGGGAUCCGCGUGCACAGCGGGUUCGCGAACGCACAAGCCAGGACCGCGGAGACGAUCCUGUCCACCGUCAAACACGCUCUGUCUGUCUCCGGGCUGUCCAAGGUGACGAUUGUCGGCCACAGCUUGGGUGCCGCGAUCAGUCUGCUCGACGCGGCGUAUCUCCCGCUGCAGCUCCCCGGGGUGACAUUCAAGACGAUCCUGUCGGGAAUGCUGCCUUUGCGUCGUUCGUCAGCUCCAGUAACACCGUCAGCCACGUCAGCAACAGAGAAGAUCUGGUCCCCGUUUUGCCAGGAUCCUGGCUGGGAUACCGCCAGCCGACCGGCGAGAUCCACAUCGACGCAAGACUCAGGCACGUGGUACGCCUGCCCUGGGGUCGACAACACAAGCAAGCUGUGCACAGCAGGCGCCGUCCCCACGCUGCUCCAGGGAAAAACCUCGGACCAUGCGGGACCGUACAACGGUGUGGAGAUCCGGUGUCCUAGCCCUUCAUCUCUCGGUGCAAAUCCGCAGUCUCAGUAAUAAUAUUCAUGCGCUUGGGUCGAAUAACGAUUUGUCAACCCAUCACAUGAUCGGUGUUCAAUUUAUCACGUGGAGGUUCAGAUUCAGAGUCCUUUGUAUCUUCUUCGUCCCCGGUAUUCAGCUGCUGCGUCGCAUCCCCCCAGCCCACGCGACAGCAUCCCUCUGCCCCUUCCUCAUAUCGACAGCGACCCAGAUGAUCAGAAGCGCCACGAGGCAGAGCGAGAACAGAAACGGGAACGCUGCAUGCCCCAAUUGAGUAUCCAUCCUCUGCUGACCUGGCAAGCGGGAGGAUAGAAUGACACACACGCACCCAUCCAGUCAUCCCCCGACGCGUUGAUGAUCGCCUGG